AUGUCUCCAACCCCGUCCGCCCUCUUCUGUCUUGGAGUUUACAACAAGCCUUCACUCUUAGCCCAGCCCAGCCCGGCAGUGUCCCCAGGAGGGGACGUGACCCUACAGUGUCAGACUCCAUAUAGCUUUGACCAAUUUGCUCUGUACAAGGAGGGGGACCCUGAGCCCUACAAGAAUCCCGAGAUGUGGUACCGGGCCAGUUUCCCCAUCGUCACCGUGACUGCUGCCCACAGUGGGACCUACCGAUGCUACAGCUUUUCCAGCUCAAACCCGUACGAGUGGUCAGCCCCCAGCGACCCCCUGGAGCUCGUGGUCACAGGAACCUCUGUGACCCCUAGCCAGUUACCAGCAGGACCACCUUCCUCCGUGACAGAAGCCUCCAGGAAACAGAACGUCUCACCCUCGAGCAAAGUCUCUCCAACCGAGACUUCUAGGAAUAUCACCUCCAGUCCCGAGGAGUCAGGCUCUCCAAUCGCCCCUGCCCGGCUGCACUACACCAAGGGCAACCUGGCUCGGAUUUGCCUUGGUGCUGCGAUCCUCAUACUCCUGGCGGGGCUUCUGGCAGAGGAUUGGCACAGGCGGAGGAGACCCCUGCUGCACAGGGUCCGAGCGGUGCAGAGGCCACUCCCACCCCUCCCCCAGACCCAGAGAUCACACGGCUGUCCGGAGAGAGGUCGACCAGAUGCUCGUCACCAGGGGUUACAUCCAUAG
This is a messenger RNA of Propithecus coquereli (Coquerel's sifaka), 711 nucleotides long. It is a transcript of the gene GP6, whose product is annotated as glycoprotein VI (platelet). The transcript is spliced from 6 exons. The coding region runs from base 1 to 711 and encodes 236 amino acids. The record is from RefSeq and is a predicted model, not a curated record. Lineage: Eukaryota; Metazoa; Chordata; Mammalia; Primates; Indriidae.